This is a messenger RNA of Gaeumannomyces tritici R3-111a-1, 1956 nucleotides long. RefSeq lists its product as hypothetical. The record is from RefSeq and is a predicted model, not a curated record. NCBI's taxonomy places the organism in Eukaryota, Fungi, Ascomycota, Sordariomycetes, Magnaporthales, Magnaporthaceae. The coding region runs from base 163 to 1539 and encodes 458 amino acids. The transcript has 2 exons.
UCCAUCCAGCGCGGGGACUCAAUGGGACAAAAAAAAGGGAUGCUGCAAAAGCUAUCAUCACUUGAUAGCACUUUAGGUACCUCUCCUAGGUCGUCUAAUAGUUCCCUCUGCUAGGCCGCAUACACGCACGCACAGGGAGAGAAAGAGGCAAACUUUGCCGCAAUGGCGAGGAUGUCGGUUGUUUCCGCCCUCAGGGCGGCUGCCCCUCGAUGCGCCGGCACGCAACAAAGGCUGUUCUCGCACACGGCAGUCACUCGCAAAUCUCAUCAUGUCGUCACAUUCACAGAGACCUCCUCGACCGAGCUCGACUCGCUGCUCAACACGCUGCGAGAACAGCGCAUCCUUCCAAUGUAUCUCUCGCCCGAGGAGCGCAAAAAGAUCUACCGGGAGCGCAACUACCAGAAGCUCAAGAACGAUCCGCCGACAGUGACCAUUGAUGGGGAGGUGCACAAGUUCUACUACACGGACAAGCACAAGGAUCUGGUCGAGGUGCGCAGGACGGCGAUUCAGGCCAUCAGGCUGAUGAAGACGGAUGAGGACUGGGCGAACUUGUCGCGGCUUCUCACAGGCCUGCACCACAAGGCCAAGAUACAUUGGUGGAGGCCCGGCAGGGGCGACUUCCCCAAGCUGGCCCGCCAGGCUGGCACUCAGGAUCGCAUCUUCACCAUCAUCGAGUGCGCCCGCCAGGUCGACUCUACGGGCUUCAAGCUGGACGACCCGGAGCUGAUCGCCCAGAUCAUGUACUGGGUGCAGUGGAAGGCAUUCGCUGGCUUCGCGGCUCCUUCUUUCGAAGAGGCCGCAGCCAAGGCCGCGUCGGGCAAGGCCUGGCCAGACGUCAACAUUACCCGCAAGGCCCUCCUCUGGGCCGAUAUGGUGGUGGAUAUGCUGCAGCUAGAUGCACACCAGCCAUCAGUGCCACGAGACGAGCAGCUGGCCGCGCGACGAGCCAAGCAGUUGGAGUAUUCCAAACGCAUUGGCGAUCCAAACUCAGUCGUUGCGCAGCCGGAGCAGCCGGCGGAGCAGCCGGCAGAGCAGCCGGCAGAGCAGCCGGAAGAGCAGCCGGCGGAGCAGCCGGAAGAGCAGCCGAAGGGCUUCGCCCUACGGGACGACCCAAUGUGGAUCCUUCCGCAGCUGCACCUGGCCGCCGCGCUUGUUGUCAAACACAAGUUACCAGAAGAGGAGGCCGACGGGUUGCGCAAGCGUGUCACGCAGCUGUCCAACACCCUUGUAAAGCGCUGGCCAGCAGGGAGGGGCCUCAGCAGCCUGCCCUUGGCAAAGGACGCACACGAACUGAGGUUUUCGUUCCUCAAAUAUCCCAACAGCAUCAUUCGCGAAGGAGCACUUGCCCUCUCCGCCCUAGACCUUGCCAUGGGUGUGGUUGAGCCGGAACUCGCUGCGGAGCUCAAGUCCCGACGAGAUGCAACAUCUGACGAGGUCGACAACGCCCUGUCGCAACCGGCUGACAAGCAGCACACUGGCCGCCUCGUGCAUGACAUCUUGCAUGGUACACACCACGUCCUGCCCACCUCCAAGACGUGAAUAGGGGGUUUGAUAGCCGGGGUGCUAUUGCGGUUCGAAAGUAUGGAGGAGAAGUGAACACACAUGGGAGGGCUCCCAGGAUCCUCUUAGUCACUGGGUUGCAUUGGUCGCAAGACCAGACCAGACGGCCCUGAUCGGGUGUCUGCUGUAAAACCACGUCAUGUCUGAAUUGUUUUUUUCUUCUUCGUCUUCUCUUUCCCUUGUGCUGUUCACACUCCCCAUGUCCCUACCCUAGAUGUUGAUGCACGUGUGCACAUGUAUACAAGAGAUGGCAGAUAUCAGGUAAUUUGCGGAGGCCAAGAAAUGUGGUAUAAAGGGGGCGCAUAAAAGAUCUCUAAGAAGAGGGUUCUCAAGGCAGGACAAUGUACUUCUCGAGGUGCUUCGGGACAGCCGACAGCAGUCUCUUCUCCUCAAGCC